AUGGGGCUUAGACCAUCCUGGUCGGCCAAAUGGCAGGCAAGGCUCCAUGCUACCUGGGUACGCAAUGCUGGGCUUUUCUACAUGUUGCUUGCUCAAGUGUUUGGUGUUAUGAUGAAUGUCACUACCCGAUUACUGGAGAUAGAAGGAAACAAGGGUAAAGGACUGCAUCCAUUUCAAAUCUUGUUCGCUCGCAUGUCUAUCACUGUGGUACUCUCAUCUCUUUACAUGUAUUACACCAAGACACCACACUUCCCACUGGGACAUCGAGAGGUCAGAUGGCUCUUGGUAGCAAGAGGGCUAGGGGGCUUUUGGGGAGUAUUUGGAAUGUACUACUCGCUCAUAUAUCUGCCUCUCGCAGAUGCCACAGUCAUUACUUUCCUAGCUCCCAGUCUGACAUGCUGGGUUUGCUCGAUAUUGCUCAAAGAACCUUUCACUAAGAUUGACAAGAUAGGAAGUCUUGUGUCUUUGGUGGGUGUGGUCUUCAUUGCAAGACCAACAUCACUAUUCUUUUCUUCCUCAGAGGCGCCUCCGGCCAGUGGAGGCACUGAGGUAAUCGGAUCUAAUAGCACAGUGACGACUCCAGAUGCAUCCAACUACGACAAUGUCACACCGGCUGAGCGAUUGGCAGCUGUUGGUAUUGCGCUGGUCGGCGUAGGCGGUUCAGUGAUUGCGUAUACGACAAUCCGCUGGAUCGGAAAAAGAGCACAUCCGCUCAUCAGUGUCAAUUACUUCGCUACCUGGUGCACAAUCGUCAGCAUUGUAGCCCAACUCACGCUUCCUGGUAUCGGCUUCCUGCUCCCUGCCGAUGCAAAGGAGUGGGGAUAUUUGGUCUUCCUCGGGGCAUGUGGAUUUAUUAUGCAAUUCCUUUUGGCAGCAGGACUGAGUUAUGAAAAGUCGUCGCGAGCAACCAACAUGGCAUACACAUCAAUGCUUUUCGCGUUGGGAUUCGACAGAUUUAUCUUCGGACAGACACCAGGACUCACGUCUAUAAUUGGGUCGACAUUGAUUCUUGGGUCAGCAAUAUACAUGGCAAUGCAGAAAGAUAAAGGCGACGGUCGCAAAACUGAGACAACAGGGGGACUAGCGCAAAAUAGAGAUGAAGAGGAAGGUUUGAUGAGAGGAGUACAAGAAGGAGAUGAGGAAAUCUUUGACCAAGCACAGCAAAGCAGCAUUGAGAUGGGUCAAAUGGAAACCAGACGGGAAUGA
Molecule: messenger RNA, 1206 nt
Organism: Aureobasidium melanogenum CBS 110374
Lineage: Eukaryota; Fungi; Ascomycota; Dothideomycetes; Dothideales; Saccotheciaceae
Exons: 4
Coding region: 1-1206 (401 amino acids)
Cellular component (GO): membrane
Source: RefSeq, a predicted model, not a curated record